This is a messenger RNA of Mytilus trossulus (common blue mussel), 696 nucleotides long. RefSeq lists its product as uncharacterized. Bases 85 to 696 code for a protein of 203 amino acids. The record is from RefSeq and is a predicted model, not a curated record. NCBI's taxonomy places the organism in Eukaryota, Metazoa, Mollusca, Bivalvia, Mytilida, Mytilidae. The transcript has 3 exons. Gene Ontology annotation, cellular component: membrane. Gene Ontology annotation, biological process: tissue regeneration; cell adhesion.
UUUUAAAAGUCAUGAACAAUCUUAAAUUCGAUCUGUUUGAAGAAAGUCGAAGACACAUUUAAAAACAGGAACUUGCAAUCAGCUAUGUCGACGGGAGGAAAACCUGAACAAAGCGCGAAAUCAAAGCUUUUAAAUCAGCAAGAGGAGAAAGAGAUUACAAUCGACCCUUUAAACAGAUUUUCAGAGAGCAAGAAAUUUAUACAAAACAUAGCAGAUGUAGCUCUUAUGAUGGCAAAUAUUUCACAGCUGCGAGCAGUUUUGGGUCUAGGGGACAAAAACGAAUUUUAUAUUCCUCUUCUUACACUCAUAAUUCUAUCAUUAGUGUCACACACAUUGUUUGUUUUUAUAACUGUAAUUAGAGGACAUUUCAUUCGAAAACAUCAAACUGCAGUGCGUCGAGCGGUGAAGAAGUCCAACUCCCAAGAAGUUAACGCAGAGCCAAACGGAAAUAAUUCAUCGCCAUCUAGAGGAUCAGACGCAGUUCAGUCAAAGGUGGAGACAGGAACCGUGGGAUUUUGUUGCUGUUGUGUUAAAAAGGAAAGAAUCGAUGAAUAUUCCGAUACCACUUAUUGCCAGUGUCCACAUUGCCAUACUGAUCUUUAUCUAGGUUAUUUAUGUUUCUUUUUCGUAUUCAUAACUAUUUGUGCUAAUAUAGGUAUUACCGGAAUUGGAAUCUCUGGAGAUUGUAAAUCUUAA